This is a messenger RNA of Vitrella brassicaformis, 1228 nucleotides long. The record is from the annotation of a GenBank genome assembly. NCBI's taxonomy places the organism in Eukaryota, Vitrellaceae.
CUACGUGUUUGGAGGACACUCCUUCAUACACACGGGACGGUACUCGGCGGCGGAAUUGGUGGUGGCUUGAGGGUUGGGGUUGGAGUUCUUAUUGCCAUUCCCAUUAGCGUCGCACCGUUGGCCGUUAACAACUACACCAGGGGGACAGACAAAGGGGCCUGUCGGAGAUGCGGCAUCCCGUAAAACACGGCCCUUUCCUCUGGUCUUCUCCUUAGCGGCGCUCUUCCUUUUGCGGGACGGCUUCGGCUUGGGCUUCGACCUUCCGGUGGUGGGAGCGCUGCUGGUGCCGGUGCGGUCAGCAGCUUCGCCAGAAUUCGCUGUACAACGCUGCCCUCCUCGGAAAGCCUGCUGUUGCUGCUGCUGCUGAGUCACCAUCUCCAUACGGACAGCCUAACAGACGGACACACAAAAACUAUGACAAACUAAGUAAAAGGACAGCAGACAUAGACAUACUAUGUUGUAUCAAGACAAGAAACCAGUGCCGCGUGUUUCAUCACAUAUUCUCAAACAUGUAUGUACACCCACAUCGACAGCCUGAUAGUGGCCGGGGCCGCCAUUGGGCCCUGGCGUAAACAGCAGGUGGAUCGUGCGAAUCGUCCACGGGGAUGGAAGGGGCGUGGUGGUGGCCAUGUCGGGGUUGUACGGGUAGAAUUGAUAGUGCUGCACUCGGUCAAUCCGCGUUAGCGCCGUCGGCAGCGAAUACCACACAUGAAUGUUCACGCGCCGCUGCUGUGCGAUCGUGCGCAGCUCCACCUCUCCUCCCUCGACUCCCGGCUGUCUCAUCUGCUGAAUGUACUCCUCGCGAGUCCCCGCAGCGCCGAACACCUCAUCGUCCUCCUCGCCUCCCCCUUCAGCACCAGGGUUAGUUUGCCCACGAUUGCGUGGCGCCUGCAGUACGAACCGUCCGAGGUGAGGCCUGCACACAAACGCAGCAAUACAACACACAUGAACAAGCCAAGAAGACAUGCGAUUUUCAGUGAAGACACACGUUUGCGUACCACAGCUCGUUAACGGCGGCUACAGUAUUGCGAUGGAAGUCAUGGACGACAUUCAUGUCGACGACUUCCUCGCGGGGGACAAUAUUUAGGGCCUGAGCUGCUGCAAUAAACAAGCAGUCGCCUUGGCUCGCGUUGUUUGUGCGUAUGAAACGGUAUGUCGUGCCGUCCCCAUAUGUGCCCGUCAACUCUCGCUUCGAAAGGUAGACUGGACGCAUGUUGACCGGCUUGAG